Spodoptera exigua (beet armyworm) is the source of this 1077-nucleotide messenger RNA. Lineage: Eukaryota; Metazoa; Arthropoda; Insecta; Lepidoptera; Noctuidae. The record is from the annotation of a GenBank genome assembly.
CGCAAACGCAUCAGUUUGUGACGACUCCCCCAGACACACACUACUCACGAAAAUGAAACAGUUGGUGUUGUUAGCCCUUUUCGCGGCCGCUGCGCAGGCGCAGUUUCUAAACGGGAGGAUCCUGGAACCUCCCGUGCCCUCACUGUGUGUUCAGAGGACCAUCCACGAGAGAUAUGUGGACAACAAAGGCUACUUCUUCUCAUGGAGAGACCCCGCUCUCCGCGGCGUUGAGGAAGACUGGCUGAGCGCCAGAAACUACUGCCGUCAGCGUUGCAUGGACCUCGUGUCUCUAGAGACCAGCGAUGAAAACGAGUGGAUUAAGGCACGCAUCGUACAGGACAAGCAAAAGUACAUCUGGACUUCGGGUCGUCUUUGCGACUUCAAGGGAUGCAACCGUCCUGACUUACUCCCUAACGAAAUCAACGGCUGGUUCUGGACUGCUGAGCUGCAGAAAUUGGCUCCCACCACCAACCGUCAACAGAACGACUGGUCUGAGGGUGGCGGUAUCGGCAAACCCCAGCCCGACAAUAGGGAGCUCAUCCAGGGGGGCGCUGCGGAACACUGCGUGGCUAUCCUGAACAAUUUCUACAACGACGGCGUUCACUGGCAUGACGUGGCGUGUCACCACCGCAAACCCUUCGUGUGCGAGGAGAACGACGCUCUCCUGAAAUACGUGCGAUACACCAACCCCGCCCUCAGAGUUUGAUCCGAUAACCACUGCCUUACACUGGUACAUGAGUAAUUAGAAGUUGAAGUAUUGUUAAUAAGUAAGCACUUAACAAUUCGAAUCUAACGAACUAUUUAUAUUUUAUGACGAGAAAUUUUUAUUUAAAUGACUGUGCUUACAUUUAAAACUUAUGAGGUAGUAUCCAUAAAAACAGCCAAAUAUCAUAAAGCUUCAAAACGGAAAAAAUCGAUUUCAAUUUUCGAUAUUAAAUUAACGAUCCGGUUCUAGCUUUAAAUACCUCAUUACAGAAAUAUUUAUUACAGUAUUGUACAUUACUUUAGUUAUGUAACUGAUGCAGUCGAUGUUUAAUAAUAUUUAAGAUCUGUCAAUAAAGACUGUUUUAAUUUUUA